This is a messenger RNA of Suncus etruscus (white-toothed pygmy shrew), 1275 nucleotides long. RefSeq names its product coenzyme Q5, methyltransferase (gene COQ5). Gene Ontology annotation, biological process: ubiquinone biosynthetic process. Gene Ontology annotation, molecular function: methyltransferase activity. NCBI's taxonomy places the organism in Eukaryota, Metazoa, Chordata, Mammalia, Eulipotyphla, Soricidae. The record is from RefSeq and is a predicted model, not a curated record.
AUGGAGUCCGCGGCCGCCGCAUCCGGGUCCCGACGCCCCGACGUUCCGGGGCGCGAACUGCACGACGGGACUUGUAGUCCAAGCUCGAGGGACCCUGGGGGACGCCGGGGAUCGAACCGGGGCCCGUCCCGGCCGGCCGCCUGCGAAGCGAACGCCCGCCCCGCCGCCGUGCUAGCGCCUCGGCCGCAGGAACAAGCCCUGGAGGGCGACGGCCGUCUUCGAGGAAGCUGGACCCUCGCGGCCGCCGUCGCUUCCGGCGCGUGCGCGUUGCCGCCCGCUGUCACUCCGACCAAGAUGGCGGCCCCCAUCGGCCGCGCGCUACGGGGCUGCUGCGGCCGCCGGUGGGCCCCGUGGUCCCCGCUGCUCGGGCCGCCGGGCGUGCGGUGCCGCUCCCAGGGCGCGCGGGCGGCCGAGACGCACUUCGGGUUCGAGACCGUGAAGGAGGAGGAGAAGAGCGGCAAAGUCUACCAGGUGUUUGAAAGUGUGGCCAAGAAAUACGAUGUGAUGAAUGACAUGAUGAGUCUGGGCAUCCACCGAGUUUGGAAGGAUUUGCUGCUGUCGAAGAUGCAUCCGCUUCCGGGGACCCAGCUCCUCGAUGUUGCUGGAGGCACAGGUGACAUUGCCUUCCGCUUCCUCAGCUACGUUCAGGCGCAGCAGCAGAGGAAACUGAAGCGGCAGUUACGAGCCCAGCAGAACUUAUCCUGGGAAGAAAUUGCCCGCAAGUACCAGAAGGAGGACGAGGACGCCCUGGGCGGCUCCCGGGCCGUGGUGUGCGACAUCAACAAGGAGAUGCUCAAGAUUGGGAAGCAGAAAGCUCGAAGCCACGAAUACGGAGCCGGGCUUUCAUGGGUUGUGGGCGAUGCUGAGGAGCUGCCCUUCGACGACGACAAGUUUGACUUCUACACGAUUGCCUUCGGGAUCCGGAACACCACACACAUCGACCAGGUACUCCAGGAGGCCCAUCGAGUCCUGAAGCCAGGCGGACGAUUUCUGUGUCUGGAAUUUAGCCAAGUGAACAAUCCCCUUUUAUCCAGACUCUAUGACCUGUACAGUUUCCAGGUCAUUCCUGUCUUGGGAGAGGUCAUUGCGGGCGACUGGAAAUCCUACCAAUACCUUUGUGGAAAGUAUCCGAGGUUCCCAUGUCAGGAAGAGUUCAAAGAAAUGAUAGAAGAUGCCGGUUUUUUGAAGGCGACUUACCAGAGUCUGACGUCAGGCAUUGUGGCCAUUCAUUCUGGCUUUAAAGCUCUGACACCUGUGGAAGGUUGGAACAGGUGA